AUGCUUCCCUCGAAGCCGCAGCACUUCAAGACGGCGCUCGUCUCGGUCUCGUCUCUCUACGUUGCGGGCUGGGGCAUUUACUAUCUCGCGCAGGAGACGAUACGAAGGCGCGAGCUCGCCGCACGCAAGCGAAAGUAUCCGCUCAGGGCGCCGCUGCUGCCUCCGCAUGCUAUCUCGUCGGGCGUGCGUGUCGCGGAGCGCGUCGGCGUGCUCGCUCACACGGACUCGAAGCGCAACGCAAAACCGCUAUCAAGCUCCAGUGCCAACGGCGCUGCCGAAGCGAAACAUGCUCAAGAGAUCCUGAAGCAGAACGGGACGAAUGCCGACAGUGACGCUUCUGACUCGGAUAGUCUGAACGAGCCGACGGCUCGAGGUCCAUCGUGGUACGGCGGUGCGACUGACUCGGAGAUCACACGUAUCCACCACCGCUUCUCCUCGCUCAAGGUGCUCGGACGCUACGCCAACAUCGUGCCUGAAUGGCGCGAGCAAGGGGCUUGGGAGUGGGUGUUUUGGAAACUUCUUUACAGCGUCUUCUACAAACCACGCAUCUGGUGGGACGGAGGCUUCAAGGCGGACAACAAGAGCGACGAAGGCAGGCAGAAGAUCGAGAUGCUGCUGCCGGUUGAGCGCAUCAAGUGGGCGGAACUCUUCGCAUCAGCGACCAAUGCGUCCAAAGCGAGCACCGGCGAUGUGGCGGCGGCGCCUGCCGUGCGGAAUGCAGCUCAGUCGUCCUUCACGUGGAUCGGUCAGUCGACCUGCCUGAUCCAGAUGAACGGCGUCACCAUCCUCACCGACCCAGUCUUUGGCGAACAGCCCGUGGCAAGUCUGUUUAGUCCUACCCGCUUGCGACCCAUGCCGUGCAGCAUCAAGGAACUCGUCGCCAACGCGGCCAUCGACGUCGUGCUGCUCACGCACAACCACUUUGACCAUCUUGACAUCAGCGUGCUCCCGCUCAUCCCGAAACGCACGCAGUUCGUGGUGCCCGUCGGGCUUACCGGGCUUCUCGCGCAGUACGGCGUGGAGGCGGAGCGCAUUGUGGAGCUCGACUGGUGGCAGCAAUCGCGGCUGCCGCUCACCAUCCGUGUCGCGCCCAAUGCAGAGCAAUCCGGGCAUGGCCACGUUUCUGAGCGACGACGGGUGCUCGACAUUACCGCGGUGCCUGCGAGUCACUGGAGCGCCAGGACACCGCUCGACACCAACACGACGCUGUGGAACUCGUACGCCGUCCGCGUGCACAGCGAGGGCGAUAAGCGCGCAUCUGCCACAGGCUCGACACCCGAGGCCCAGUCGCUCUUCUUCUGCGGCGACACGGGCUACUCGCCGUCGCUGUUCACCGCGAUCGGUCGCGCGCUCGGACCGUUUGACGUGGCGUGCCUUCCCAUCGGCUCGUACGAGCCGCGCUGGCAUAUGCAGAUCCAGCACAUGCACGUCACCGAGUCGGUACAGGUGACGCGCGACAUUGGCAGCAAGCGCGCCUUCGCCAUGCACUGGGGCACCUGGCAGAUGAGCGACGAACGGUGGGACGACCCCUACUGGCAGCUCCACAAAGAGCUCCGAGCCACGUCUCCCGACGACCCCAAUCGUCUCCUCGCCGUGCCCUUCGGAAAGACCUUCUGGCUUUAG
Moesziomyces antarcticus is the source of this 1623-nucleotide messenger RNA. RefSeq lists its product as uncharacterized. Lineage: Eukaryota; Fungi; Basidiomycota; Ustilaginomycetes; Ustilaginales; Ustilaginaceae. Gene Ontology annotation, cellular component: cytoplasm; membrane-bounded organelle. The transcript has a single exon. The record is from RefSeq and is a predicted model, not a curated record. Gene Ontology annotation, biological process: N-acylphosphatidylethanolamine metabolic process; N-acylethanolamine metabolic process. Bases 1 to 1623 code for a protein of 540 amino acids. Gene Ontology annotation, molecular function: N-acylphosphatidylethanolamine-specific phospholipase D activity.